ACUGAAAGAUUUUAACGUUAAAUAAGUGAAUUUGUUCAUUAUCUCAAUUGUUGUUUAUUUUUUUAACACAUUUCGAACGCUCAUCCAAGUGGUUUUCACUGUGAUUAAUUAAUUCUGUUUUAAGAUGUUGUUCGCGUUUCUGGAUUAUGUGUGCAAACUUAAUACUUAGUGCGAGUGAUCGGCAAAUUUUUUUAUUCUGUAUCUAUAUAGUGAACCGUAUUAUCGUAUCUUCCCUGUAAACAGUUUGUUUGUUUGUUUAAUUAACAAAUACAUUGACAAUAUGGUUCUGUUUCGAUCGCGACGAUUUUUGGUGAUAUCGAGGAUUUUAUUUUUGGUUCUGGACUCUCUACUGGAAUUUGCAGACUCCGCAGCUAAAGAUGUUCCGUUAAUAAACAUGCAGGUGGUGGCAGGAGAUCCGGUCUAUCUUCCGUGCGACAUUUCCACGCCAGAUCCGCAUGAUCAAGUUCUGCUGGUCCUUUGGUAUCGCGAGGAUCUCGGCACUCCAAUAUACAGUGUGGAUGGAAGAGACAGGGAUUUCGGUCUGGCCGAGCGAUGGUCGGACGAGAAUGUGUUUGCCAACAGGGCCUACUUCAUGCCGGAGAAGCAACCGGCGGAACUCGGGGUCGACCACAUAAGGGAGUCCGACCAGGCUGUCUACAGAUGUCGGGUUGACUUCAAAGUCGCCCAGACCCGCAACAGCAAAGUCAACUUGACUGUCAUUG
Molecule: messenger RNA, 722 nt
Organism: Nicrophorus vespilloides
Lineage: Eukaryota; Metazoa; Arthropoda; Insecta; Coleoptera; Silphidae
Exons: 3
Source: RefSeq, a predicted model, not a curated record